AUGGGUGUUUGUGCAGCAGUACUGAUUGUCAUCGUCACCAUCUUCUUUCCUCCGCUCGGCGCAUGGGCUGUGGCAGGAUGUGGAAUGGACCUACUCAUCAACGUAUGCCUGACGAUACUUGGAUAUUUCCCAGGUCAUAUACAUGCGUUUUAUCUCGAAUACGUGUAUUACGACCGUCGACAACAAGCCCGCGAGGGCCAUUAUCCGCCGCGUCGUGCUCCUGGCAUCUACUCUGACAAGGUGCAAACUGGUGGACAAGGCCGUCGACAAGGUUAUGGAACGAUGGCACCGCCGCCUGCUGGGCAGCCUGCUGGUGCUGAAGCGCCUGUCGCUGGCCCUCCCUAUGAUAGCCAAGGUUAUAACAACAACCAAGGCUAUGCAAAUCAAGGCUAUGUCAACCAAGGGUAUAGCAACCAAGGUCAAACCCAGGGAUAUGCCUAA
Messenger RNA from Trichoderma breve, 441 nucleotides. RefSeq names its product proteolipid membrane potential modulator domain-containing protein. Lineage: Eukaryota; Fungi; Ascomycota; Sordariomycetes; Hypocreales; Hypocreaceae. The coding region runs from base 1 to 441 and encodes 146 amino acids. The transcript has 3 exons. The record is from RefSeq and is a predicted model, not a curated record. Gene Ontology annotation, cellular component: membrane.